CAAUGAACAAUCUGGUGUCAAUAUUGCUUUUCCUGAGUGCAGAAUUGUCACAAGGAUUAGCCUUGAUGUGUCUGCAGUGUGUCAACGUCAUUCAACCACGUCACUGCCAUGGUAUAACAUACUGUGCUGAGAACGAGGUCUGUUUCGUGGAAAAAGUGGUUUCAUCUGACGGAAUUCGCUACAACUCAGGAUGUAUGCUAAAUGAUGUAUGUGUAAGACAGAAUUCUACCGGUUCUGUAACAGCUUAUACAGACGGAGUAACACAGACGAUAACAUGUACUGAAUGUUGCCAGUCAGAUCUGUGCAACUCGAAAGGUUGCGGCGAACCAGGACUUCCAAUCAACCGAGGUCCUGUGUGUUUAGGGUGUACUCAGAUACGUAACGCUUCAGCCUGCCAGACAAUAACCUACUGUAGAGAAUCGGAGGUUUGUCAUAUCACAGAGAUUGCUGAGUUUGGGGAUAGAAUAUUUUCGACAGGAUGUAUUCACUCACAGUUGUGUUCGAGUUUUGCUUCCAGACCCUUUGCAAUACAGGAAUUGUCCUCCUGGCACAAUAUCACAAGAUCUCAACCUGUUUUACCAUUUUCAACUGUUCCAACAACGACAACUGAUCCAGUGACCACAACCAAUACUACAAGAGUCCAAACACAUACUCACCACACUAGACCAACGCAUAGACACUCAGUUACUGCAUCACCUAUUGGUGUUGUUGUUGUGGGUAGGAGAUUAGUAGAGAAGCGCUCUGUAGGCUGUAAUCAAUGCUGCUCUGGGGACCUCUGUAACUAUGAGUGCUCUACAGGAGGACCAACCCAACAAUCUGUCGAAAAUUCAUCGCCAUGGUCUAUAUCAAGCAGUGCAGCUCCAGAAUUAGUGACCAGGCCACAUAUAUUCUCCACCCAGUCUUCUGUUUCCUCCCUUACCACACCCAGCAAGGGACCUUUCAAUGUUCAAGGUACUGCAGGAAAGGAGUUCCUUCUGGCCUUUUCAAAACACGAAAACGGAAAUGACGCAGACAACAUUACUUUGCUGUUUACAUCCACCCAGAAUGGACACCUUAGUAUAUACCUUCCCGAAAACAAUGCAUACAUUAACACAACAAUAACAAAGGGGGAUAAUUUAAUCGAACUAGAUCCGCAUAUUACUCUUAAAGGUCUUCAAAAGGAAAAUAAGUCUGUACAUAUAGUAACUGAUGUAAACGUAACACUGCAUGUGCAAGAAUAUCGAAAUGUUUUUGACACGGGUUAUCUGGUUUUACCUUCGCAUUGUUUGGCUAAAAAAUACAUUGUAUCAACUGAAUCUGCCUUUGAUGGAGCAAAUCCAUCUUACGUGACAGUUGCUGCUCUGAAGGACAAUACAGAAAUUUCAUUUAUUCUUUCAAUCAGCGAAAACGAUACUAUAGAAUACAACGGUAAAAGUUAUAGUGACGGAGAUACAAUUAACGUUACCUUGGAUCAAUAUCAAACGUUUCAAUUAGCAAGUGUUACAGAUUUUACCGGAACCGUUGUUCAUAGCUCAAAACCAGUCUCCGUUCUCUCUGGUAACACGGCCACAGUAGUUCCAAAACCCAUAGAUUCGUCCAAGAUAUUUGACGCCCAAACUCUUACUCAAAUGAUACCACCGGUGAAAUUUCUCGGACAAAAUUUUAUAAUUCCGAAAUUACAGGACAGGCAUAGUUUUUAUUACAAGAUAAUUGCUUCUUCUCCAAAUACGCACGUGACUGUUGAGGACAAGUACAUAACGCUUCCAAACGAGGGAUCCUUUCAAGUAUUUGAAUCCUUGCAUGGAAGGUCUGUUAAUAUUUCAAGUGACAAACCCGUUUUAGUUGUCCAAGUUCCGAAAACGAUGCAGUCGCAUUUCGAUACAGCCAGUGGAGCAAUGAUUUUAACUCCCUCUGUUGAACAAUUUAAAUCUGAGUACGCAGUUAUCGUUCCUGACCCACCAAAACGAAAUCUUCAAACUCAGUACAGAUCUUAUAUUUCCAUCAUUACUGAAUCUAAUGAAGUUGAUAAUAUUAAUAUCGACGGAAGAAAAUACGAUACCUAUAACUCUAAUCUGCAGACCGUUCAUCUAAAGGAUAAAGUUUACUCCGUAAUAACAAUGCAGAUGGACGCACCUGGUCUACAUGAGGUAACGAGUGUAUCUGGACAUCCCUUCGGAAUAAUAACAUACGGAUUUGAUUUCGCACAGGGUUAUGGAUACCCUGUAGGACUUAAAUGUUAAACAUAUGUUCAUCCAUCUUCAAGGUGCUGAGUAUUAAAAGAAUUGUGUUUCA
Messenger RNA from Saccostrea echinata, 2271 nucleotides. RefSeq lists its product as uncharacterized. Bases 3 to 2219 code for a protein of 738 amino acids. NCBI's taxonomy places the organism in Eukaryota, Metazoa, Mollusca, Bivalvia, Ostreida, Ostreidae. The record is from RefSeq and is a predicted model, not a curated record. The transcript has 11 exons.